Molecule: messenger RNA, 675 nt
Organism: Ambispora leptoticha
Lineage: Eukaryota; Fungi; Glomeromycota; Glomeromycetes; Archaeosporales; Ambisporaceae
Source: the annotation of a GenBank genome assembly
CGAGUCAAUCGGGAUCAUACGAACCACGGACAAUUCCAAACUUAAACGCGUUUAUUUCUCCAGAGUCAACCUUAAAUGAAUUCUCAAAAAUGCACAUUACUCAUACACCGCAGCAGGAAUCAUAUUCUAAUGGCUUGCCAUCGAUGAAGAUACCACCAUCACAGCGUACCAUGAGUGAUACUGCUACCUCUUUUUUGCUCGGGAAUUCCAAAAAUCAACACAAACGAUCUCAUUCACUUUCAGAAGAGGAAGACAAAGUAGAAAUCUGCGCUUUUAUGUCGUCUCAAAACUAUCAUCCUGUUCAUGACUCGAAAUCGCGAGUUAUUGCUGCAUCUUCUCGUCUUGGACAGAAUAGAAUAGACUUUUUACAACAACUAACGAUUAAAAAUCUUAAUGAAAAUUUCAACCAAAAGCUUCACAGUAACUUAAAUAGAAAUGCAAAAUUGAAUGGAAAUAUAAGUAUCAACGGAAACUUCAAUGGAAAUGGCAACGGAAAUUUCAAUGGAAAUGACAACGGAAAUCCUAAUGAAAGCUUCAACAGUAAUUUAAACAGAAAUGCAAAGUUAAAUGAAAAUAAUCAAAGAGUUAACGGAAACUGCAACGGAAAUCUCAAUGGAAAUGACAACGGAAACUUCAAUGGAAAUGACAACGGAAAUCCUAAUGAAAGCUUCAACG